This is a messenger RNA of Hevea brasiliensis (rubber tree), 1729 nucleotides long. Its product is annotated as legumin B-like. The transcript has 4 exons. Gene Ontology annotation, molecular function: nutrient reservoir activity. NCBI's taxonomy places the organism in Eukaryota, Viridiplantae, Streptophyta, Magnoliopsida, Malpighiales, Euphorbiaceae. The coding region runs from base 48 to 1547 and encodes 499 amino acids. The record is from RefSeq and is a predicted model, not a curated record.
GUCACUCUCACUACCCUGUCACCAUAGUAGCCCCUCUUCUCUUAAUAAUGGCUUACUCUUCUUUGCUCUCUCUUAGUCUCUGCUUUCUUCUUCUCUUCCACGGCUGUUUUGCUCAGAUGGAACCAGACCCUAGAGUUUGGCCAAGCCCAUAUGACCCAGAACGCUAUCAACGAGACGAGUGCCAACUCGACCGCAUAAGUGCCCUCGAACCCUGUCGGAGGGUCCAAUCGGAGGCUGGUGUUACAGACAUCUGGGACGAAAAUGAUAAUCAGUUCCAAUGUGCAGGUGUUGUAGUUGCGCGCCAUACUAUUGAAGAAAGAGGCCUUCUGUUGCCACAAUACGCCAAUGGACCCAGGCUCGUAUACGUAGUUCAAGGUAGAGGUCUUCAUGGGGCUUUACUACCAGGUUGCCCCGAGACAUACCAGUCAUCACAAUCACAGUCACAGUUUAGUCAAUCGCGAAGAGAGAGCCAGAGAGACCAGCACCAGAAGGUUCGACAAAUCCGAGAGGGCGAUGUCGUUGCCUUGCCGGCCGGAGUACCUCAUUGGGUUUAUAAUAACGGAAGGUCUCCUCUUGUUUUAGUUGUUGCUGUAGACACGGGCAAUCGAGCCAACCAGGUCGAUCAGAAUGUGAGAUUAUUCUUCGUUGCUGGAAACCCGCAAGAAGAAUUACAGAGCCAGAGAGGGGAAUACGGGAGAGGAGAGAGAAGCCGAAGCCGGAGGCCGAGCGAGCAGGGAAGUUCUGGAAACGUGUUUUCAGGCUUGGACGAAGGGUUGCUAGCUGAAUCUUUCAACGUCAACAUGGACCUUGCCAGAAAGCUAAGGGGCAAAGAAGAUUACAGGGGGAUUAUUGUGAGGGUACAGCGUGGUCUUGAGGUGGUAACCCCACAACGAAGCCCAGAAGAAGAAAGAGAAGUAAGAGAGGAAGAACGGCAGCAAGAAUUCGAGACGGGAUCACGUGGAAGCGGGAGAUACAAUGGCGUAGAGGAAACUUUCUGCGCACUCAGCCUACAACACAACAUCAACGACCUAUCACAAGUUGAUGUCUUCAACCCACGGGCUGGCCGCAUCACCAACGUCAAUAGCAACCACCUCCCCGUCCUCAUAAGACUCCAACUCAGUGUUCAGAAAGGCGUUCUCUACAGGAAUGCAAUGAUGACACCAUACUGGAACGUAAAUGCCCACGGCGUACAUUACAUCGUUAGAGGAAGUGGUGAAGUCCAGGUGGUGGAUGACAAUGGGAACACAGUAUUUGAUGGGCAGGUUCGGGCAGGCCAAGUUAUAACAGUCCCGCAAAACUUUGCAGUAGUGAAGAAGGCAAGCGCGGCAGGCAUGGAGUGGGUAACUUUCAAGACUAAUGACAAUGCGAGAAUUAACCAACUAGCCGGUAAGAUGUCAGCAAUCAGGUCAAUGCCGGUGGACGUGGUGGCAAACUCAUAUCAGGUUUCCAGGGAAGAAGCCAGGAGGCUCAAGGAGAAUAGGCAGGAAGUCACUGUGUUGAGCCCUCGGUCUAGGUCCCGAUACAAUAUUACGGAACGCAGUGAAUAAUUAAACGCUGCAAUUAUGCAAUUUUAAUAGUAACUAAAUAAGCCUUAAAGGGCAAAUGAGAAGUACCCCCUUUUGGUAUCUUUUACUAAGAAUGUAUAAUGUACAUAUAGCAUGCGGCAGAAUGAAGACUAGCUAGCCAUCUGAGUAUGCCAUCAAUAACAAAAUAUUACUUUGCCCCUAAA